AUGGUAGGCAAGCCCGCACGCUUGCGUUCUGGCCGCAUUCCGACGGGAGGUGAAGGCGACAGUAUCAGGAAUGACUACGGCGACGCGAGCGGCGAGCAGGGCGGCAUGAUGCCGGGCGAGCUGGUGGAGUCCAUCGAGACGUUCAUCCGCCACCACGCGGAUCUCGCCGACGACUCCGUCACUGCAUUGGCCAACGUGGCAUAUUUCCUGUUCGCAAUGUCAGAGCUCACCCACCAUCCGCUCGCUCCACACAUACCCAGGGGUCUGCGGCAGAGCAUGGCUCAGGUGGUGCGCAGCUCCAAGGAGGGCCUGCUGGUGUGGCGCGCUGCCUCCCUACUCGCACUCACGGAGUCCUCCGGGGGGAACGAGGUGAGGGCGAGGGGUGGGGGGAGAGGGGCCGGCUCCAAGGUGGAGCUGCUGGUGUGGCGCGCUGACUCCCUGCUCGCACUCACUGAGGCCUUCGGGGGCAAGGAGGUGAGGGAAGAAGGGUGGAGGGGGAGCGAGAGCCUUGCAGGUCUCUUCUCCGCAGCAGCCAAGGCAGUGACGGCUAUGCAGCAAGGCAGUAGUGAUGCAGACGAUGCUGACGUGGAGGCUGACGUGGAUGCUGACGUGAAGGCUGAUGUGGACGCUGGCAGGGGCGGGGAGAAGAUAAGCGAGGAGGCCACGGAAGUGGAGGGGGGCACAAAGGAAGAGAAGCAAGCGGAAGGUGAACAGAAAGAAGAGGAAGCUGCCAGGAAGGAUCAGCACGUGAGCGAAGGGAGGAGUGAAGGGGUUGAGAGAGAAGAGGACGUGAAAGAAAGGGGAGAGGAGGAAGGUGUAGAGGAAGUGCGGGUUUCAAGGGGAGCGGGUAGAGGGAGGGGGAAGAAGAGGCGGGGGAGGGGGGGAAGGGCAGGUGCGGCUGGGCGGAGGGUGCGGGGGAAGCGGGCUGCUGAGGGGGAGAAGGGGGAGAACGAGGGGAGGGUGAGUGGGGGUGCUGAUGAUGGGGGAGUGAGUGAGGUGGAGAUGGUGGGGGAAGGGGGUGAUGAUGAAGUGCUGGAGGUUAGUGGGAGUGAGAUUGAGGAGGUGACGGGGAGUGUGGUGGAGAGUGGUGCGGUACAGUGUAGUGCUUUGGAAGUGGAAGAAAGUCGGGACGUGAAAGAGUGUGUAGAAGUGAAAGAGGGUGAGAAAACGAAAGAGUGUGAGAAAGUGAAAGAAACUGCGGAAAUGAAAGAGAUUGAAGAAGUGAACGGGGAUGAGGAAGUGGAGGAGUGUGUGGAAGUGAAAGAGAGUGAGGAAGGAGUGGAAAUGGUGAAGGAUGCGGCAGAAGUGAUUUCAAGCUGCAAUCAGCGUGUUGCUGCAGGGCGCUCAGGGGAGGUAUCGCUGGUGAAGGUGGCACCUGGAGCAGGCAGCAGCGUACAGCCAGUCACUACCAGGGUGCUGAGAUCACAAGACAAUAGAGAGGUGUCGAGUGCGGUGGAAAGAGAUGCUGGAGGGUCACACGGGGGAGCAGUAGCUGGCGGAACGGAGGCAUAUGGAAAGGGGGAUGGAGGGGUGGGGAAGAAAGCAGGGAGAGCGGAGGAUGCGGAGCAGGAGGAAGCUGCAGCUGACGAGGCCUUGUGCCAGUCACUGGCAUCGUGCCGGCUGCUGCUCCUAAUCAUCGAUGCUCUUCUGAGGGACUUCCACCACCACCGCCACACGCUGCUCACCACUCGUGAGUACUCCUGCCCUGUCUGCCUUCCCCCCCACCAUCCCCGGCUGCUGCUACUAAUCAUCGACGCUCUUUUGAGGGAUUUCCACCACCACCGCCACAAGCUUCUCGUGACUCGUGAGCACUCCUUUCUUCCUUUGAGAAACAGAGGCCGGGGUUUCCAAUGGGUGGAGCAGCUGUGGGAGAGUGUGGUGGUGCUCACUCACGCUCUUGCCUCUCCCCCUCCAUCUCUCUUUGGCCUGGCUCGAGCAGCUCAGCUGCUGCUGGGUGCUGUGUUGGAUCUGCAUGGUAUCAUAGCGGACAACGAUGGGUACCGCAGAGCCAGGAAUGAGAAGGAGGCGCUGGAGGAUCGACUGGUGAGACUCUUCGCGUUGGAGCCCAGCGUUGCCAAGAAGAGCUUCUUCAUGCAGGUGGGGAGGGAAGAGCUUCUUCAUGCAGGUGGGGAGGGAAGAGCUUCUUCAUGCAGGUGGGGAGGGAAGAGCUUCUUCAUGCAGGUGGGGAGGGAAGAGCUUCUUCAUGCAGGUGGGGAGGGAAGAGCUUCUUCAUGCAGGUGGGGAGGGAAGAGCUUCUUCAUGCAGGUGGGGAGGGAAGAGAUUCUUCAUGCAGGUGGGGAGGGAAGAGCUUCUUCAUGCAGGUGGGGAGGGAAGAGCUUCUUCAUGCAGGUGGGGAGGGAAGAGCUUCUUCAUGCAGGUGGGGAGGGAAGAGCUUCUUCAUGCAGGUGGGGAGGGAAGAGCUUCUUCAUGCAGGUGGGGAGGGAAGAGCUUCUUCAUGCAGGUGGGGAGGGAAGAGCUUCUUCAUGCAGGUGGGGAGGGAAGAGCUUCUUCAUGCAGGUGGGGAGGGAAGAGCUUCUUCAUGCAGGUGGGGAGGGAAGAGCUUCUUCAUGCAGGUGGGGAGGGAAGAGCUUCUUCCUGCAGGUGGGGAGGGAAGAGCUUCUUCAUGCAGGUGGGGAGGGAAGAGCUUCUUCAUGCAGGUGGGGAGGGAAGAGCUUCUUCCUGCAGGUGGGGAGGGUGCAUGUGCACUGA
Molecule: messenger RNA, 2709 nt
Organism: Closterium sp. Naga37s-1
Lineage: Eukaryota; Viridiplantae; Streptophyta; Zygnematophyceae; Desmidiales; Closteriaceae
Source: the annotation of a GenBank genome assembly